Messenger RNA from Aquila chrysaetos chrysaetos, 4144 nucleotides. It is a transcript of the gene PARVG, whose product is annotated as parvin gamma. Gene Ontology annotation, cellular component: cytoplasm; focal adhesion; actin cytoskeleton. Gene Ontology annotation, molecular function: actin binding. NCBI's taxonomy places the organism in Eukaryota, Metazoa, Chordata, Aves, Accipitriformes, Accipitridae. Gene Ontology annotation, biological process: establishment or maintenance of cell polarity; actin cytoskeleton organization; cell projection assembly. The record is from RefSeq and is a predicted model, not a curated record. The transcript has 14 exons. The coding region runs from base 1937 to 2905 and encodes 322 amino acids.
UUACAGCGCAGUUCUCCCGCAGAGGCGCAGGAGGGGACCCUGGCAUGCCGAAGCCAGUCCUGUAUUGUGUCUACAGAGCACUUGGGAAGCCAGAAGCCCGAGUAAGCCUGGAGUGACACUGAAAAUGCCUGCGUGCUUCCCUUCGCUCUGGUAUGGAGAGAGCAUAGAGUGGCUCUCCAAUAAAGCAAGGCUGUGUGGAGAAGCAGGAAAAUGCAUUAUCAGAACUUGUUAUUGGUGGGAGUGCUGUUGAUUCCUUGAAUUGUUCUGCAGUGGCUAUUUUUAUGUGAGGGCCAGGUGUGUGUGGCGGGGGGUGUGCAUGAGGUGUGCUUUGGGAACGUACAGAAAGACUCGGGGGGGGGGGGGGGGGGGGGAGAUGGGCAUGAAGUCAAAUGAGGCUGAUACAGAAUUUACUAGCACUGUUCUACAGAAGACCGGGUACUUCAUGCACUGCUGGCAGCAUCAGGUUUUGGACGAAAAAAGGUGCUUGUCCAUCACGUGUUUUAGACUUGUUCUUUUAGCACUGACCCGCUGUAUUGUGAAUGAGGCUUUCAAGAAAGAAGUAAUUUGAGUUGCCAGUUGAAGCAGGGAGAGACCCAGUAAUUACAGAUGGAUUUCCCAAUGUUUAAUUCUUCCUGGACCCUCUGCCUGCUGAUAGGAAACUGGUUUGUCCAAAGUUCCCAAUAGCAUCUUCAACUAUACCUUCCUUUUGUUUUUUACUUACUGUAUUUCUAGGCUGUGGCAUGCACUUCUGUGUAGGUAAGAAGGUACUCUGCGUCUUUGCUAGUUUGAUGUAUUGUUGUGCUUGUUAUCUGAUUAGAAAAUACAGUUACGUUUGCCCUUUGAUUAAGGAUUUUGGGUUACGUUCUCAGUUACUAAGAAUUCAUGGCAGCUGAAAAUCUGUUUUCAACCCACUUUCCUUUAUCCCAUUUAGCUCAUGCCAAACUAUCCGUUCGUGUCUAUGGCAUGGAGCUAAACACAGGAGUCAGUCCCUUAAGAGCGUUAAAACAGACCAGCUUAAUUAGUGUGGCUGUCUACUGUCUCAUUCGGGGAUUUCAUGGAGGACUGUAGAGUUGCUUUUGCUUUCUGGAAGAGUUAACGAAUGUAACUGGUACCUGAAGGAAAUGUCCAGGGAAAGCGGUUGCUGUAGGGAGCUUUCCCUCUUUAAUCAAUGAUGGAAAAGGGAAAGAAGAGCAGCAGCACUGCCGAGUGGAGAUAACUCUUGUCUCGGAUGAACGUUUUGGGCCCUGAUGUGGCUAACUAGCUCUCUAAAGACAAAUGAGUUAAUCUUCUGCCUAGGUUUCACCUUCUACCAGGUACAUAGAGUAGCGCUGAUCUGCUUUAUCAAAUGCUCAAAGGACCAUGAGUAAAAGGUGUAAUGUAGCAUGACGAUUUUGUCUGUGGUUGGCUGUUUUUCUUUGCAUAUAAUAAUAGAAGUGCACUGUGAGUUGCCCCGGACGCAGACUAGCAAACAGUCACGCCAUGCAGUACCGUGGAAGAACGAUCAUACCUUUCUAAUACUUUCUGGUAUUUCAGGAGUUGUGGGGUUGCAUGUUUCCUGCAUUUGUAUUUCUGUUUAUUUUAGUCUCCAGCAGGGACCAAGCGCAUAGACAAUUAAGUUCCGGAUGUGACUGUGGUUUCGUUUUUAAGAGUAGUCAGUACCGCGCGGCACGACUUCCCGCUCACAUACUCUGUGUGCUUUGCGCUGCCCCGCAUGGGGGGCUGCAGCUUCGGCGCAGGACGCUCUGAGCCUGGGGGUCAGUCCCCUCUCCCCAUAAAUUUCAUUGCGCCUGCUGUGAGAAGAUCUUGGAAGAGCUUCUGGAGAAUUGCUGAAGGAGAGAAAGGAUGACAUCUCUUCUGAUGCUAAUGAGCAAAAAUGGCUCUUGAAAGGUCUGGUACUAAACAAGGAAGUAAAAUUUACCAGGAGUGAGAAAAGACAAUGGAUCCAGACUUUUUAAAUGUGUUUACACAGCCUGCUGGACUUAAUCAAUUCCUAGCUGAAAAUGUCAUAGCUCAAGGUGAGAAGAAGAAAAUCAUAAAACCAACCUCAAGAAACAAUCCCAAAUUGGAAGAAUUAAAACUGUUAUUGAUUGACUGGAUUAACACAACUCUGAAAGAGGAACACAUAGUAGUUAAAAGUCUGGAAGAAGAUCUGUAUGAUGGGCUGGUACUUCAUCAUCUUUUGGAAAACCUAGGAUCUCUCAAGUUGGAUGUUGACAAGAUUGCAUUAACAGAAAAAAAGCAGAGACAGAAACUCUCUGUGAUUCUGGAAGCUGUGGCUAAGUGUUUGCAACUGGAAGAAAGUCAGCUGAAAUGGAGUGUGGAAUCUAUCUUGGCAAAGGACUUACUGAGCACACUGCAUCUUCUGGUUGCAAUAGCAAAGCACUUCAAACCCAACCUGGCCAUGCCUCCAAAUGUUCAAGUGGAAACAAUCACCAUUGAGAACACCUCCAGAGGAUUAAAGACGGCAAAUGCGGUGGAAUAUAUCACAGAAAACAAGGAGAAUUUAGAAGCGCAGUCAAAAGAUGAUGCCUUUGAUGAAUUAUUUAGCCGUGCUCCAGAUAAACUGGAUGCUGUAAAAAAGGUAUUUUUGCAAUUUGUCAACCAGCAUGUUGGAAAAUUAGGAUUAAAUGUGAAAGACAUCGCAUCUCAGUUUGCAGAUGGAGUUAUCUUACUGCUGUUAAUUGGACAACUGGAGGGUUACUUUCUGAAUUUAAGGGAUUUCUUCCUGACUCCAGCCAGCACCACGGAGAUGCUUCACAAUGUUAACCUUGCAUUGGACUUGCUGGCAGAUGGAGGUCUCCUGAAUUUUUCUGUGAACUCUGAAGAUAUUGUGAAUGGAGAUAUGAAGACUAUAAUGCGGAUUCUGUAUUGUUUGUAUUCCAAAUACAAGACCAAAGAAACAUGAAGAGCAAGGCCAAGAGCUCAAGAGCUUGGGCUUUUUUUUUUGUUCUGCCUUUUUUUUUUUUUUUUUUUUUUUCCCCCUAGCGUGUCAGGGUCUGAUUUUUGGAUUCCCAGCUCUGUUUGCCACUGUUUGUGUGCACGCACUUGUGUUCGGCACUUGCUGUAUUAACAUUGUAUAUGCAAGUAUGUAUUCAUGCAAGGUUGCACAUACACCGCCUGAAUAACUGUAAGCAUGUGUGUGUCCAGGGCCCGUGUACUGUGUAAUUCUGUGGCUGUAGCUCUUGCUCCAGCCCUGUCUCUUGUUCUCUCUUAGCCCUCCUAAUGAUGUAAAGAAGUGCAAUGUGUGUUUAUUCUGGACUGUGGAUUCUUUGCUUCUGGAGAUGAUUUUGGAAGCUGUUAUUGCAGCCUCCCCACUUCCCUGCUUCUGAUUCAUUCUGAAAACUAGAGAGGUGAAAGACCCAUGACGGCAUCUCUGGGAAGAUUGCAGACACACUCGAAGCUCAAGUUCAGAACCUUCUUUACACAGGUGGCCAGCUGUUGUCACACAAGAGGAUGUGGAUUGGGCACCAAAUGAAUAGGUAGCUGAAAUGAAAUCUGAACUUAUCAAGUGUUUGAUAAAAAUUUCACCAUUUGCCUGCUCGAAUAUGGAAAAGGGACCCAGGAUAACAUGCUGGCGUGAGACUGUGCAGUAACAGAGGCAUCUCCUGCACAGCUGUGGAAAGUCGCCCUUAUUUCCUUGCUAAGCUAUUGCCAAACUGUGGCCAGCUCCAGCCUGCUGCAGCCCUAAUGUAAUGUCUGACUAGCGGGGACGCCGAUUCCUGUGCAGAGCAGGUUAUACGAGCGACCAGGACAGCCACGCUGUCUCUCCGGUGAGAGGUGGAUACGUGCUGCCUUCCUCUGCAGCUGGUAGAAGGGGAGGCCGUCAUGGGCGGGAGCAGCGAAACUCUGAGCUUCUGCCACUUCUGUCGGCAUACUCGUGCUGUGGGCACUCUCAAACUCCUCCGGGGCUCUCUGAGGUGAAUUUGUCCGGUGACCGUCCCCAGGCAUCCCAGCAGCUCCCUCUGGGUGCAGGGGAGGCCAGCCGCAAUUUAUGUUAGCUGUCACCCUCGGUCUUUCUCGGGGGUUUUAAAUCAGAACUCCUUCAAAACCUCCCUAAACUCCCUUGACCUUAAAAUUAUGUCAUAUUUGUGUUGCCUAAGCUUGAGAUCUAAUUAAUAAAAAAAAAAAAGAUGUUUUGAUAUUA